Molecule: messenger RNA, 1256 nt
Organism: Candidula unifasciata
Lineage: Eukaryota; Metazoa; Mollusca; Gastropoda; Stylommatophora; Geomitridae
Source: the annotation of a GenBank genome assembly
AAUCUGUUAUGUUUACAGAACAGUUGGAGUUCAGAAGUCAUCCAUACACAGCAAGUCGCUACAGCAAAGAGAAGCGGAAUAUGCAGAGGCCAGACUGCGAAUAUUUGGCCGCCUUCCACCAGAUGGUAAUAAAAAUUCAUCAUCACAUCCUCAGAGGAAACAAACACAUGUACUCAUCUACAGCCAAGUCCAAGUCUAGCCCAGAUGCUUCGUUUCAAUCCCUACAAAACAAGCCUUAUAACCAGCCUCGACCUCCAAGCUCCUCUGGGCACUCCCUACAGAACAUGCCCUAUAGCCAGCCUCGACCUCCAAGCUCUUCUGGGCGCCCUUCUAGUGCUUCCAUCAGAGCCGCAUCCACCAGAAGACAGCAUCCUUCACAGGCGUCCUCCCAUCUCAGUACUGAAGAGUUGCCAGAUAAACCUGUUGCACGGCCACCUUCGUCGUUCUCAAAGUACCGACCCCUGCCUGCCAUCGGAACUCCAAUUCCAGUGGAAGAGAUGGACACAUUACCCCUUGAGAUAAGCACUGUCAGAAUCUCACACGUACAACCAAAACUACAGCACAAUCCUCAACAACAUAGCAGACGCCAUGAAACAUUGCCGGCAAAAAAGAAGUCAGAUACGGCAAUCGGAACUUCCAAAGACAUACCUGCGAUGUCCGAAUAUUCUGUUUCGUCAACUAGAACCAGCUUUAAAUCGCAGAAAACAUCAGACAUAAAUGCUAGCAUUGAAUUUAUCGAGAGGUUAGACCUUUCUCAGCUGGAAAAACCAGAAGUGACCUGGAAAAGGAGACCUUCACACUCCGAAUCUUCUCACCGAAAAUCAAAGGCAUCAUUUCACCAUACUCAGAGAAGCUCUGGCGACCUCUACGAUGGCGAUGAUGAUGAUUCAGACUCCAUGCAAUCCUCAGCUUCUGGAUACGACAGCGGUAUAGUUAUCCACAAUCUUGGAACACCCCUGGCCAUGAAGCCAGUUGUUAUACCGAGCCCAGAAAGCCCCGCCUCCCGGGAGGUUUUACUGGCUGUCAAACUACCCACAGACGGAACCAGGCAUCAGAAAUAUUUCAGAAGUAGUGACAUGCUCCAGUCGAUUGUGGAAUUUGCACAGCAGAAAGCUGGCAGGAGUUUCCAUGGAUACGUUCUAGUUGUGGCGACCUCCCCAAAGGUCGUCUUCGUUGACCUUGAGGACACGAUUGAAAAUGCUGGAUUGGAUGAUAAAACUGUCUUUCAUUUAGAGGAGUAUGAAUGGGAAGAUUAA